GACAAAGAAAGACUGAAAGAGAUCCAGUGAGAAUUUCUCAGUCGUACAGACGGGCAAUACAUAGGCAGCAGGCCAGUGAGGCAGACAGACGAGAAACGAGCGUGCGUGAACGAGGAGCGGCACACCGGGGAUAUUUUAGUAGUAACAGUGUAUUCAUAUUCGAUUGGUGGUUUAUUUAUUUAAUAAUUAUAAAUUUAUCAUUGUAAAGUCAUUAGUACGUUUUUAAUAAUCGCUAAAAAUGGCCGGUGAAAAACGUAAUCAGGAUCAAGAACAAGAUACCCAGCGCAAAGAGACAAUUGUGAUCGUUGACAUCGAGGGAACGACCACCAGUAUAAGCUUCGUGAAGGAAACUCUAUUCCCGUACGUUCGUGAGAAUCUCAAGGAUUAUGUGGAAAAAAAAUGGGACGAUGCAGAAUUUAAGGACGACAUUGCUAAGCUAAAAGAACAGGCUGAAAAAGAUGCUGCUGACAAAGUUGAGGGUUUGGUAUCUAUCACUGGUGAAACACCAGAAGAGACCAAAGAGUCAUUGAUGAAAAAUGUCUUGUGGCAAAUGGAUAAUGACCGUAAGAGUGGUGCUCUUAAACAGCUUCAAGGUCACAUGUGGCGAGACGCUUACAAAUCUGGCGCUGUUAAGGGCCAUGUUUAUGAAGAUGUCUCAAAAGCACUUGAAGAUUGGACAAAAAAUGGUCGCAAAGUUUACGUUUACUCCAGCGGAAGCGUUGAAGCGCAAAAAUUGUUAUUUGGGCACUCAGAGCAUGGUGAUCUGCUCAAGUACUUCAGCGAUUACUUCGACACUGAAGUAGGACCUAAGCAAGAAGCUGCUAGCUACAAAAAUAUUCUAACUAAAAUUAAAUGUGACGAUGCAUCAAAGGUACUGUUUCUAACUGACGUUCCUAAAGAAGCUAAAGCUGCAGUUGAAGCUGGAAUGGCGUCAGUAGUAGUUACACGUGAGGGCAACGCAGCUCUUACUGCAGAGGAAAAAACAACUUACUCAACUGUAAAAUCAUUCUUAGAUUUGGCCUUCCAGAGUUCUACCAAGAGACAAAAAGUAGACAGCUCUGAGGCUGCUGAGGAACCAAAAAAAACAGAGGAACCUCCUGUUAAAGCUGCCGAACCAGCUGAAGCAGCAGUUGAGGAUGUUGAGAUGAAGGAUGUCAGUGAGAAGAAAGAAGUUGAGAAGGUUGAAGCUAAGAGUGUUGCUGUUGAAGAAAAGAGUAAACCUGUUGAGAAAGUAACUCCCGUGAAACCUACCGAAGCUCCUAAAGAAGCUAUGGAGUGUGAAACAACGACAGAUGCAGCAGUUGAACCUGAAAAAUCGUCGAAAGAAACUGAAAAAGUUACUGAAGACGCAGUUGCUUGCCCGAAAAAGGUUGAAGAGAAAGUUACAAAGGAAGCUGACAAACCUUCGAAAGAAGCUGAUAAGAAAUCCACGAAGGAAGCUGAACAAAAAAUCACGAAGGAAGCUGAGCAGAAAACCACGAAGGAUGCUGAAGAAACAGUUGCUAAAGCGUCAACCAGUGAAGCUGACAAACCAGAACCAGAAGCUGUUAAAUCAGAUACUCCGGUUGAAGAAAAAGCUAAACAAACUGAACAAUCAAAAUCCGAACCAACGACUAACCUCACAGAGAACAAGACUGAACAAGCUGAAAAAGUCGUCGAUGCACCUAUUGCUGAGACUAAAAUGGAGACUGACGUUGAUAACAAACCUGAGACUGCAGUAGUAGAAGAUAAACCCACAACAGAGCCACCUAAAACUGAAGACUCUCCCAAAGUUGAGGAGAAACCCGAGGUGAAGAAACCCGAGGAAGUUAAAGAACCAGCUCCUGUCAGUAAGACUGAGACUAAAGAAGCUGAAGAAAAACCUGCUGUUGAAGAAGCUAAACAAAAUGGCGACUCAAAAUCUGAAAAGGUUGAGUCGAUAACCACCAACGGCACUACGACAGUGGUAAAGACAAACGGGAACUCUACAGAAACAACUGUCGCACCCGAGACGAAGGAACCUGAGAAAGCCGUUGUUGAUAACGCUAAACCUGAGGCUGUUGAACCCGAACCAGUUAAAUCUGAGUCUGUGAAAGAAGAAGAAAAGGCUAAAGAGGAAGUUGUAGAGAAGAAAUUGAAUGGCAGUACACCAACCACUGAAAAAACUGAGACGACGGAGACGGCACACAGGAAUGGCGUCAACGAAGAGGCUAAACAAAAUGGAGGUGACGAGAGUCCAGCAGACAAGGAGUCCAUUAAAGUCAAGAAAGUCGUCGACACCAUUGCAGCUGACGGAGCUGGUGAGCCUGAAGUUGUUCCACCAGUACCAGUAGUUGCUGCGACGUCUUAAUAAUCUCGCCUCCUGCGCUACUUUUAUGGUAAAAUAUAAUAUUUAAAAGAAAAAAAAAAAAAAAGAAAAAGAAAAAAAAAUAAUCAUACAUAACUCCAUGUCCCUGACUCAAUAUUUAAUAUUACGAGAGCAAAAUUAUAAGUUUAAUCAUUUUUAAAUCCCAAACCAACGACAUUAGCACUUGAAGUAAAUAUUUUACGUGCUCGAGUGCCAGGUGGAUAAAUUUUUUUUUUUUUAAAUUAUAAUGACCGACUAUAAGAAUUAAAUAUAAAUACUUUUUCUAUUUUUGUUUGUUUAUGAGAUAAACUUGUAACUAUUGUAUUUACUAAUCAGCGAUUGACUUCAAUUAAUGAUAAAUUGUCGUAGGUAAAAAGAAGCGCAUUUAAGUCUGUUGUUUUUUUCUAAUUGACGAAAAAAUUAUAUCAGUAUUUAAUUUGAUCGAGCUUUUUGCAAUAGGCGACAAAUUCUUUCCUGUUGAAAAAACUCUGUGCCAAAUAAUUUUUAUAUCUAAUUUUUUAUUUCACAUUUGAUAAAAAAAAAUAAAAAAAAAAAAACUUUGAUUUCUUCCGUGAUUGUUGAGCAGCUCUUUCUUGUCUUAUUUAAUUACUUGACUAAUAAAUAGACUCGCGAUGAUUAUUUUUACCCUCAAGACUGAUAAUCCGUGAGCACAUCAGGAAUUGUUGGCCUAUCGAGAUUACGAUUGAGAUGCCAUUUUUUGUUGUGUGUGUGUUUGUAAACAUAAACAGUGUACUUAAUAAUUUAAUAUUACGGGCUUUAUAUAAUGAUAAUUAUUAUUUUGAUUAUUAUUAUUAUGAUUAUAUUAAUACUAAUGAUAAUAAUAAAAAUAAUAAUAGUAAUAAUAACACUAAUGACGAUAAUAGUGCUUGCUUGAUACUCAGUGGUUGAACUUGGUUGCUUUAAUUAUUUUCAUCCAUGCUAUACGCAUUUUAGUAGACAAAAUUGACUGUGAUCAUAUGAUAGAAGGGAUUUAAUUAAUGAAAUUUUUAAUUGCUGCAACACAAGCUUUCCACCAUCAUUUAUCUCUUUAUUUUAUUUUAUUGAUUAGUAUAUCAAUGGCUUCUAUUAUCAUCUUUCAAUUUAUAUUUAAAAAACUUGAUUCACUGUACACAUGUCGUAAGUCAAUUGUCGUUUCCAUAAAUAAUUAUUAAGUACAUAACAAUUAUCAUUAUUAUUAUUAUAAUUAUUAUUGAUAUUUUAAUUUAAAUGUCAUGGUAAAUUAAGAUUAUUUUAAGUGGUAUGUAUUUUUUUAUAGGUAAGAAUUGGUCGCUUGUCGAGCAAAGGUGUUUUUUUAUCAUUAAACAUUAGAACUAUCAAUUGCAUAUUUAUAUUGGUAUUAAAAGAGCGUAAAUGUAACUAUUAGUUAAUAAUAAUAAUAUUAUUAUUAUUAUAUUAUGUACCGAUAGUUUUCUUAAAAAGAUCAAACAUCUUAUCUUAGGUCUUAAAGCUGCAUAAACCGAUGUCAAAAACUCAUGAGACUUUGUAAAACGCACUAAUUAAAACAUUCCUCGUAUUUGUGCUAUUUAAGUAUAAUGAUAGUUUUACAAAAACUUGAAAUUUUUUAUGUAAAUUUACAGGCCGCUAUAUUCGCGAUUGACUUAUUCGCCUCCCAUUUCAAAUCAUCUCAUUCAUCCCCAUACAAGAUUUGCGUCGAUAAUCGUGAAUUGUGUAGCUCCUAAAUUUACAUAAAAAUUUUUAUAAAUUUAAUUUCUUUAUACUUGAAGCAUUUUUUAAAAUAAAUAAAAAUAUUACGAAUGAAUAAAUCAAAUGCUCAACCAUUUAGCCCGUCUCCUAUCUUUGAU
Molecule: messenger RNA, 4149 nt
Organism: Cotesia glomerata
Lineage: Eukaryota; Metazoa; Arthropoda; Insecta; Hymenoptera; Braconidae
Gene: Enoph
Product: enolase-phosphatase E1-like
Exons: 4
Coding region: 239-2329 (696 amino acids)
Molecular function (GO): magnesium ion binding; acireductone synthase activity
Source: RefSeq, a predicted model, not a curated record